This is a messenger RNA of Mycena indigotica, 1155 nucleotides long. RefSeq names its product Serine/threonine protein phosphatase 2C. Bases 1 to 1155 code for a protein of 384 amino acids. The transcript has 3 exons. Gene Ontology annotation, biological process: protein dephosphorylation. Gene Ontology annotation, molecular function: protein serine/threonine phosphatase activity. The record is from RefSeq and is a predicted model, not a curated record. NCBI's taxonomy places the organism in Eukaryota, Fungi, Basidiomycota, Agaricomycetes, Agaricales, Mycenaceae.
AUGUCCACCUUCGACUCUGACCUUCGUGCUUGUCUUCUCGACUCUGACCUUCGUGCUUGUCUUCUCCAAUAUGUUUCGCUCAAGACCACGAGUCGCGUCGACUCUGUUGUGUUGAAUGGGACAGAGUUUGCACGUCCUGAACCCGCAGCUAAGGGCCAGGAUAUGCAGCACUUUGAAGAAUGGGACUUCGGUCAGGGUACAUGGAUUUUUGCUAUGAUUUUGGACGGCCAUGGUGGAAUUAGCAGCGACUUGAAGUUGAACGAUGCAGCGGAGUUCAUCCACUCAGAGCUGCCUCCUCUCAUCAAAGCCGCUGUUGCAGCGAGGCUGGCCGCUACCCGAAGCCAUUGUCUCCCAGAUGCAGACAUGGCGAAAAUUCUGUCCGAUAACCUAGUUGCACUCGAUGACCGCAUCAAGGACGAUGUUAUCGCUGCCCUCGCUGAUGAAUCGAUGCCGAACCGUGAUAUCCUCUUGGGUAGAGCUGUAACAGGAACGACGGCUUGUGUCGCGGUAGUGGACCCUUCUCGCCGCGUUCACGUCGCCAACAUUGGCGACUCGGACUGCUACCUGGUCUCGGGCACGACGAAGGAGGCGGCCCAUUUGACACCCCAUCAAAGUUGUACCAACCCCGCCGAAAAGCAGCGGAUACUCGACGAACAUCCCAAUGAGUCCAGCUCAGAUCUCUUUCAUGCCAGAAGACUCUUCGGGCGACUAAUUCCAAGCAGAGGUAUCGGCGAUUUCCCGCUCAAGCUUGCGGCGCCAGAGGUCAAGAAACUGCUCCUGUGGAUGAAUAUGGCGGGGGUUGACGUUGAAACGGACUCAGCCGUAUUGCAUAACCACACCCCGCCCUAUCUCAGCAACAAACCCGACAUCAUACACGUCCAGGCAAACGAAGGGGACUUUCUCGUACUUGCAUCGGACGGGCUUGGCAGUCAAGUCUGGUUCAUGAACGACGGGGAUAAUUCGGUCGAAACUGUCGGCCGAGUUUGUGCCGCGGGUCUGGUUGACCAGCCCAGAUCUGGCUUCAACGCUGCGCUCGAGAUUAUUUGGCAAGCCUGGCUCGGUGUCGUCGACUGCCACCUGUAUCGUUUGGUUGUGGACAAGUAUUCGCCUUCUGGUCGUGUUGAUGACAUUGCCAUAGUCGUUGGUCGUCUAUAA